GGAGUGAUUACAUAUGAUUAAGAAAAUAAGAUUUACAUGCUUUUACGAAUUUUAUGUAACAUCUCAGAACGACGUGAACUAGGGUAGACGAGAUUCAAAAUGGAGAAAUACAUGUCCACGCGAUAGUAUUCGAAUCGACGCCAUUAGUACCAAAAUUUUCAAGUUCCAUAGAUCCAGGAACACCCGUGAAUGGGUUUGCCAUGUCCUGGUACUACAACAGUGACUGUCAUGGAAAAUCGGCAUGGGAACACCAGGUGGAGGCAGCAGCGGAUGCCAGACUGAACUUGGAAACUCAGAUCACAGAAAUCUCCAAGUCUCACUGGACUCCAACAGAGAGCUGUCCAAGCUGCUCAAACAAAAAAUGUCGACGAAAAUUCUCCCUGUUGGAUCGCCCCCAUCACUGUAGAAGAUGUGGAAAGAUAUUUUGCAAUCCAUGUCUUCAGUUCCAAAGGAAAUUAAAUUUACUUGCUAACCCUGAUCCAGAGGGGAAAGCUUAUAAGGUAUGUCAGACAUGCUUUGAAGAAGGCCAAGUGCAGGAAGGUCAGAGGCGAAGGCUUACAGAGUAUUUUCAGUUACUGCGUCAACAAGGCAUGCUGGCAUCUACAGUGACAGAAAAUGGCAAAAUCUCAAAGAGCUGGAGACAAAGGCUAGACUUGAGUGCAGAAUGUGUACGUCUUGUCCAAGGUUUUAAAUCGGCCAUUGGAGGGUCAGAAAUUAAAAAGACUCUCCAUGACCUAACCACUCUGGUCACCAUACCCACCUGGCAGAAGUCCUCAACAUGGCUGCAAGAAAACAUGGCUGACUCCUGUCAAAUGUGUGCUGCUAAGUUUGGUCUGAUGAAAAAGAAGCUGAACUGCAGGGUAUGUGGAAGGGCCAUCUGCAAGAACUGUUCCACAAAAGACCUCUUACUGUUUGUUACCAAUGACAACAAAGGGGCUGAACCACAACUUGCCAUUAUUCGAGUGGUUGGGUGCCCUGAAAAGGAACCAGACAUAGCUCUGUAUUUGAGGGUUUGCAAUCUUUGCCAAGAGAAAAUUUCAGAAAGGCAAAUUUCUGACAAUGCUACAGAUGACGAGGCCCAAGAAGGGGUGGACAACUUCAUCAGGCUGGAAAAUGUUCACAACAGUAGUGUGAAGCUAGAGCAGAAGGCAGACCGGCAGCUGGCACAGUAUCAGUCUGUAAUCGAGUCUUUAGAAGACAAUACCAGAAGAGGUUCAACUGCUGGAACAAGCAACAUCAAGGUGUUGGCCAAGGCACAGGUGGACCUUGCCGAUUUCUUGUCACAAUACAACGUAAAUAUACAGAAGAUGAAACAGCUGAAGCCUUCUACAAAUACACAAGCUAUGCUGUUCAGGAAUUGUCUAAAGAGUAAGUGUGACUUUUACUUGGAAAACCAGUUUACAUUCCGAAAGUUGAAACGAGAGUUGGAAAAAUCUGCUCCAGAAGAAACGCUUCAGGUUAUACAACGCACGGUAGACCUAAAUGCUAUAACGAGUGCACAGUUGUAUGUUCGACAGCUGACAUUUGAGACCCUACAUCUCUGUGAUAAGUACGACGUCUGUGAUUCCAUUCCUAAACUUUUGAGCUCACUGGAUGAGGAUCUGGAAAUAGAUGCUAAACGAUGUCUGACAUUGAAUGGUGAGAAAUGGGAGGAACAUGCCUGUCACAUCACAACUAUGAUCAAAAUGCAGAUGAAGGAUCAUCGUUUGAUCAAAUUAUCUCGAAAUCAGUUACUAUUAGGAGCCUGUGAUCAUGUGAUAAUGAUGCUAACUAAACGGACCAAUGAAAUUUUACAACAAGUGCAAAUCCAGCUAGAAAUUAAAUCUACAGACAAAAGUUUUCAGGGAUCAAAAACUUCUCUGAUCAAAACCAGAGACUUUGUGAAGGAAUUAAAAUUGGUCACAUGAUUAGAUUGAUUGGUCCAGGAACACACAGCGAAACUCUAUUAACUUUUGUAUAUCAUAAGUGCAAUCAAAAAGGACUUUUCAUGUUUUUUUAUUUUGUUUUACAGAAUUACUUUUUUGUAACAGUCUUCCUAUUGUACAAUAAAAAUAUUUUUUUUUAAAAGUGAGUACGUACCUACAUGAAAGCAAUAGUCUGAAACAUGUUUUGAUUAAUGUUAUGAUUUGCCGCCAGAUGCAGGGCUUUGAUUACCUGAGUUAGGUGACCUACAUAUGUAUAACUAUUGGUCUGCAUCCGUCGUCGUGCGUUAACAAUAAUUUUAUUGGAACAUUUUUAACUUCUUGAUAACUACCCUUCCAAUUCUUUUCAAAUUCGGUAUGAAGGAUCUUUGAGACAAGGGGACAUGAAUUGUAAUUAUCAGGACUCGUGAAGCCUUGGGGGCAGGAUAAAAACUGCCAAAAUUUACUAAUUUUUAAACAAUCUUCUUUACAUCGCACAUGCCGGUAUUAAAGAAAAACUAAAUGCAUAGAGUAGGAAGGUUUCUACCAAACUGAUGCUGCUUAUAAAUACACAACAUAGUGAAACGACUACCGGUGUAACAGAGAACCGGUAUACCAGAGCGGUAACAACACCGAGGACCUGUCGUCAUAUUUAAACACGGUUCUACUGCAAUAGAUUCAGACUCCAUCAAGAGUUUCAAAACAGAGGAAAUCCCCACCUUAGUUAAAUAAUUCCUUGUGCAAGAAUGAUAAGGAGCAAUACUCGCUUAUUGUAUUACAUUUAUUGUAUUAUAUUUAUUUGUCCUUUAACAUGAAAAACUAAGAAAAUUAUAUAUUGAUAAAUAUUAUGAAAACCUGUCAAUGUAUAAAUUAUUACAACUAUAUACAAAUACAAGUGUUAUGUGUAAUUUUGGGAUUUUUUAAUAUAAAUCUUGUAAACUGAAAUUAGAGGCCAUAACAUAAAGAGGUUUAUCCUCAACAUAUCAAUAAAGAUGUCCUUUAUAUUAAUAUCAUUAUCCUCAACACAUCAAUAAACAUGUCCUUUAUAUUUGAGACACAUGCUCUAUUUUUGUGCUUAAAAUUGUUAUAUCUUAUUGAUGUCUUUUUUCACGUAUGCUAUUAUUGUAAUAUGUGUUACAUGUACAUUAUUUGCAACCUAUAAGCAAUACUGCUUUUGGAAAUAAACCAACAAUAAAAGGGCCUUUAGACGA
Molecule: messenger RNA, 3112 nt
Organism: Ostrea edulis (European flat oyster)
Lineage: Eukaryota; Metazoa; Mollusca; Bivalvia; Ostreida; Ostreidae
Exons: 14
Coding region: 201-1907 (568 amino acids)
Molecular function (GO): metal ion binding
Source: RefSeq, a predicted model, not a curated record